AAAUGGUUUUAUUCAUGUAACAAACGAAUUAAAAGCAAAUACAGUGAAGUGUUUGGUUGUAAUGUGUCAAAAUGAGUAAAGGGUAAAAAUACUAAUGAGCUUUAGGGAUUUUUGCGCUCCUCUAUUCGUGUAUUUACGGUAGGACGAUCGACCAAUCCCGCAGCACUUGCUCCUGCUUGCGGUUACUUCUUCCAGCCUGGACUCGAUUAACGCAGAGAAGCUGGAUUUGUUUGUUGUUCAUUCAUCCUCUCCGUCUUUUCCUUUUCGUUUUAUUGUUUAUUUUGCAGGACAUCUCUUAUUUGUUCGGUAGAGUCCACCUCUGCUGGUUUUCGGCUCCAUUUUUGCUGUUGUUAUUGUGGAGCGUCAGAGAUCAGAGAUCCAGCAGCAGCAACAGCCGACGUUAAGACCUCCGGGCUUUAAGGAUCAGGUUUUUAUUUAUACACGCUUACCUAAUCAGCUAAAACAGUGGCGCUUUACGCUGUUUUUACAGACUGUCCUCUGCUGUAGAGUGUAAUUUAUCCUGAAAUAAUAUUCUGCUGUAGUAAGACGUUUUUCCGCCCGAGUUCAUGCCAGAUCUGCAGCGCUUCAGUUUUAAAUACCAUAGUAUGAAUCCUUUGUUGGGGGCCAACACGCCUCUCCAACAGCACCCCCAGCAGAGCCCGGGCCCCGGACACCCUGACUCCCCUUCCGCUCUUCUUCCUGAAGCCGCGUUUGGUGGACCGGACCCGGCGUCCCUUCUGCUGCUUGAUCAGGCCGUCCCGGUGCCCGACCAGCCGGGACAACCGCAGAGCUCCCCUUACCUCCACCACACCCACAGCAGCCACUAUCAGCAUCGCGCAGUGCCGCCGCAGCAGAAGCCGCACCCCCCUGCAGCCAUGGCCCUCAGAAACGACCUGGGCUCCAACAUCAGCGUCCUCAAGACCCUCAAUCUGAGAUUCCGAUGCUUUCUGGCCAAAGUGCAUGAACUGGAGCGCAGGAAUAAGAUAUUGGAGAAGCAGCUGCAGCAGGCUCUGGAUGCCAACAAAGGCUGUCAGAGUGGAUGCUGUGAGAACAAGCUGCAUACCCAGGAGGCAGGUGUACAGACUGGGUUUGUGGGGACCAUCCCACUCAGGCCAGGUUCUCUUCCCUUUCACAACACCAACAACUCAGCAAGGAGGCCCACAAGCUUGUUCCCACCAUCACUUGCAACAACAUUCCCACCAGCAGCUACUGAAAACCCCAGUUUAACCCAAACCAAUGCCACCUGUAAUCCAGCCAUCACCAUCAGCCAGUCGUCCCCCUGUGUGGACUCUCCGGUGUUAAAUAAAACAACACAAAGCUGCUCUACCAACCCUCCUCCACGAUUCCUCCCGGGGACCAUCUGGUCUUACAACCACCCCCGUAAGUUUGGCCCAGGAACAGAGCGCCUGACCAGCCCCGGAGUGUCCUGGGUGCAUCCGGAUGGAGUCGGGGUCCAGAUCGACACCAUCACCCCAGAGAUUAGAGCUCUAUACAAUGUCCUAGCCAAGGUGAAGAGGGAGAGAGAUGAGUACAAACGCAGAUGGGAGGAAGAAUACACAAUGAGGAUGGACCUGCAACAGAAGAUUGCAGAUCUUCAAGAGGACCUGCAGGAGAGUGAGGGCUGCCAGGACGAGCUGUCUCUCAGGGUGCAGCAGCUGAAGGCAGAGCUGGUCCUCUUCAAAGGCCUCAUGAGCAAUAAUUUGUCUGAUUUGGACACGAAAAUCCAGGAGAAAGCCAUGAAAGUGGACAUGGACAUCUGUCGGCGAAUCGACAUCACUGCUCGUCUAUGUGACGUCGCACAGCAGAGAAACUGCGAAGAUGUGAUCCAAAUGUAUCAGGUUCCAAACAACCAAUCAUCUCUGAGUAUCCGGCGUAAGCCAACCCCCGUCUCCUUUAAUGGGAGUGAAUGUGACGAACCUGUCAGCACCUCUGAAAGCGACGUGGGCGUGGCUAAAGAAGAGGAGCACUUUGGCUCUUCAGCCAAUCAGAUCAACGAGGAGAUGCAGAGGAUGCUGACUCAACUACGUGAAUGUGAGUUUGAGGAUGACUGUGAUAGUUUGGCCUGGGAGGAGACUGAAGAGACACUGCUUCUUUGGGAGGAUUUCCCAGGAUGCACUCUGCCUCCAGAUCCCACCCACCCACCAGGAGAGGAGGACUGUCUGGAAAAGGUGAUUAAUGACACUGAAUGUCUGUUCAAGUCCCGCGAGAAGGAAUACCAAGAGACAAUUGACCAGAUUGAGCUGGAAUUGGCCACAGCCAAGAGCGACAUGAAUCGGCACCUGCACGAGUACAUGGAGAUGUGCUCGAUGAAGAGGGGCCUGGAUGUUCAGAUGGAGACCUGCAGGAGGCUCAUCACUCAGAGUGGAGACAGUAACCCUGUCAUACCGUCAGAAGAAAGUGACCAGAGAGAAACCGACAGAUCUUCAUCUUCCCCGCCAUCUUCAUCGAGCAAUGGGAGAUCUUGACACUUCGCUAUUCAGCCAUUAAAAGAUGCUGCGUUCAUGUAACCUCUGCUGCAAACGGUGAAAGUACCACACUCUAUACAUGUGAAACUAUGGCGACACUGUGUUUACAUUUGAGAAUAUUUGUUCAACAAAUCAUAUUAAUUGAUGAUUUGUUGUUCAUGCAGAUCAAUCUGACAGAACCCUUAGGAAGCAAACCCUGUGAUGGACUUCAGAGUUCAAGAAAGUUAAGAUUCUACAUUGUGUGUAAAAAAACAAAACAAGCUGGUAUUAAUCUUUGAAAUGCAGGGAGGCAACAGAAAACUACAAACUAACUUAUUUGAAUUUCCAAAUCAUCAUACACCUUAUUUUUUGAUGAUUUAUGAGCAAUAUUUAAAACUUAAGGUAAUCUGUUAUCCAGAGUAAAGUCUUUAAAUAGACUUUAAGGUCUGCUCCUCAUGUAUUUAAAGUCUUUUUGCCCAUAAAUGUCCAAUUAGGAAAUAGGAAAUUGCCACUGUCCUAAAGAUAAUGAGUUGAUUUUUACCAUGUGGUAGUUUCUAAUUAAUGUUUGUGUUUAAAAUUAAAGUAGAUUGCUUGAUUCACAAUUUAUUUGCCUUCCAGAAAUCCUCAUAAGUUAAUAUCACAGGGUAACUUUGUUUGUCAAAUCAACAAAAUGGAUAAACACAAAAAAGUAAUAAAACAGAGUUUGAGUUGGUGCUGGACAUCAUACAAAACAACAAACAUGUCGUGUCCAUCCAGCCAGUUUAGUAUGCAAUGAUUAGGAAAAAAGCUAAAAGACAAUUUUGUCCACUAAUUAUUUAUAGGGUGUGAAUAAUUUCCUGUCCCACCUCUCAGGAUAGAAAUGGCUCCUGUUAGCUGGGCAGCUGCCAAAUAUUAACUUACCACCUCGCUGUAAGUUGCAUGUUACUAAUUUUGGAGUCAGGUUUUAGAGGUGCAAUCUACAUUCUGCGUUUGGAGAACUUUAAACAAGCGUUAUUACUGAGUAGUACAUUUAAAAACAACAACAAUGCACCAACAUGAUAACUGACAGCAUAUCAAAUCGUUGAAGAAAACAUGAAUGCAGUAGACACUGAAUAAUAAUGUUCUCUAGAAUAUUACUUUUAAGAGUUAGCUUAUGGACUGCAGAGUAUAUCAAUGUAAAGAAAAAAGGAGUGCUUUGUUUUAUAAAAAUGGAUGUAUCUGCAAGUAAAACAUUUUUUAAACAUAAUGGUUCUGUGGAGUUAUCAAUUAAAAGCUCACUGUGUGAUCUCUGUUUAGAGAAACUGAAGAACUCCUGACCAGAAACUCAUGCUAACAGCUAGCUAAAGUGGGGGUAAAAAUCUGCUUUCAACCUGGUCCUGCUGUUAGCUUGACUCUCCAGUCAGAACUAAUCUUUGUUUCUCUGAGGUCAGAGGUCAUUCAGACUAACCCACUGUUGGUGAAAAAUGGCUGCUCAUAUAACCGUCCACAGAACACAACUAAGUUUCGGGUUGUAUUAAGAUGGCAGAAAUCUACGUUGAGACCAUCCACACUCUAGUUAGCGGUUAGCUUGAGUCUUGGGGUGGAAAUAAUAUUUAAUUAAUAUAAAUUUAAUUAAUUUUAAUUAAUUCUUCAAACCGAGGUAAUUUAAACUUAUUCACUACAACUAAAAUAUUUAUUGCACAUAACUGCACAGAACCCCACCUCAAACAAAUCAAGCUAUCCCUUUACGUUCAGAGUUGUUCUGAUGUGGCAGAAAUCUGCUUUGGACCUGAUCCCACUCUGACUGGCUUUUAGUUCUCUGAUCAGAACUAAUCUUUAUUUUUAUUCUUUUUCAGAUUGAAGUAAUUUAGACUUAUUCAUUGCAAAUAAGAUAUGAACUUGAAUAUCUUAACUUAAACACAUUAAUGCAAUAAAUAAUAAAUAAUGAACAUCUCUUAAGGAUGAUGGCUUGUGGGCCGGAUAGUAAAUCAGCAUGAACCAACUUUAAAACCAGCUUUAUUUAAUAAAAAUAUCUUCAAGAGAAAGACCACAUUUCUUUAAAAAGCUGGGUGGCUGGGGUCUGUGGAUUAAUGGAACAAAUCUGCCUUUGACUUGAGCCUGCUCCUAUUAGGUAUUAGCUUGACUCAUCGGUGAAAACUGUUUCUCCAAACCUAGGGCGUAUAGAAGGCUAAAGGCUACUGACUGCUAAUAAUACCUCCCCAAAACCUCGCUAUAAUUAAUCCAAACUACAGAAAUCUGCUUUGGUCCUGAAUCUGCUGUGAUUAGCUGUUAGCUUAGCUCACCAAUGGAAGUGUAUCUUUUUUUUUAAGAUACGACGGCUAAUAAUAUCUCCUUAAAAUCUCAGUUUAAAUUAUUCAAACUAUUCCUUUAAGGUUGGCGUUGCUUUAAGGUAGCAGAAAUCACCUUUGUACCUCAUCUUUCUAUGACUAAUCGUUAGCUUAACUCAUCGGUGAAAACUGAUCACUCUUUCACCUCGCUAAAGUAAUUCAGUAAACCACCACAAGGAAGAUAUUAUUAGCCCGACAAUUCAAAAUAUGAGUUUAAUAUUGGGGUUGGUUAUAAAUCUGCCAAUUAAAACUACUCUCUGUAUCUCCAGACUUAGGUUGUUAGGAAAACCGCAACUAAUCUGCUGACUGCGAAUAAUAUCUCCUCAGAACUUCACCUAAAUAAUCCCAAACAGUACUUUAAGUUAAGCUCUUGGAGAUAAAGUCCAACACAAUAAGCAGGUUCAGCAUCCCCAGACAUAUCGUUAUCCAUCUUUUUGGGGGUGAACAGGAGUACUAAGCACAAAGAUUAUGCCACUGUAAUCACUGCUGAGAAGGAAAAUGAUAAAUCUUAAAUUUAGCCAUGAAGUCUGUGUACGUUACAAUGAUAGUACUCCUGAAGCUUGCCUGCAAUCGGCAAACAAAAAUGUACUGUACGCUAAAGAUCUCAGUCACUUUUAGCUGUUGAUGAGUUUCUAUGCAGCUUGAUGUAGCUUAGAGUGAGCAGGUUGUUUAAGCAAAGCUGCAUGGUGGAGCAGAACAUCUGUAAAGACAGCAGAGGAACCAAACAUUAUCAUAAUUAAUGUAAAUUACUCACUGAGUGCCAAACUUAAAGUCAAGAUUGUAACUCAAUAGGAAAUAACUGAGAAAAAAAUGAAGCUAUGUUACCAAGGUGCUUGAUGUAUAAAACUACACCUAUUUUUGAGCCUAGACGCUUUUGCACAUAGAAAGGAAGCAAAACUAUAUGAAUCAUGUGAAGCAAUCAGCACUACUUGUAAAAACAACUGUAAUGGAAAUAGACUUGUUUGUUUCCACUUCCUUAACAUGUUUAAGGUGAAAUUAUAACACAUACCUUAUGUUUAAUUUAUGUUAUUUUUGGCACAUCCGAUCACCAAAUGAACACACAGGUACAGGAACGCAUCGCUGGUUAUUAUCACUGUCGGGGGGAGAAAACCCUACAUCACUGCUGUACAAUACUAUCAGAUACUGUCAGUUUCAUUCAAUCUAGUUAAACCAGGUGAAAUGUUGUGAUUCUCACUCCAGUAUCAGUGAUGAAAGACAACAACGUUUAGCUUUUGCAUGUGAGGCUGUUUGGAUCAGCUGCUUUGAGUGUUUAUCUGCCGUUUGAAUCCCGAAGAUGUCAAAUAUGUGCCGUGUAAGGCCUAAAAUGGCAUUUCUUUUUACUUUCAGAUGCAGAGUGAGUCUCUCCUGUAUGCAUGUGCAAGUGUGUCUUUUCAGUGGGUGUUUUUAAAACGACUUUUACUGGCGCAGAUUCACAGUGUUGUAGAAAAUGAAACAGAAUAACUGAAAGGUGACAUUUUAGACUAAACUGUCUUUUGUCUGUGGUCACCCCUAAAAUUCAGAAUUAAAUGAUAGUAUUUUCCAUUAGCAAAUUUCCUUUAUGAGUGUAUGUGUUGGCCAAGUAAAGUCAAUUUAAAAACAACUAAAGUUCAGGAAAAUUAACCAGUAAAAUACCAUUGCUUUUGCAAAACAACUGUACAAUGGCUUUAGAAUAAUAAUAAUAAUGAAAAUAUAGCUUUGAAUAUAUAGAUGAGCUCAAAGAAGAGUGUCCAGAGUCACAUGCCUGAAAUGAAAGUUAACAUAAAAUUUGAAUGAAAUUCAAUUAAAUUUGUGGCAGAUCACGACAUAAAAAUAUGUUUACUGAAGAGGAACCCUUACCUCAAGAGUUUAAUACAAAUUUGUGUCAUGUAAAAUUUGGAAACAAAUCCUGUGGACCUAUCUGGAACAUUUAAGCGUUUGACUUUGUGUCAAAACUAAAUAUUUAUUUGGCUUAAAAGCUUUACUGCAAAGCUAAAGUAUGUAAUCUGUAAAUGGAGACUGAAUGAAUAAAAGAUGCAACUACUAAA
This is a messenger RNA of Girardinichthys multiradiatus, 6774 nucleotides long. RefSeq names its product non-homologous end joining factor IFFO1-like. The coding region runs from base 567 to 2465 and encodes 632 amino acids. Lineage: Eukaryota; Metazoa; Chordata; Actinopteri; Cyprinodontiformes; Goodeidae. The transcript has 9 exons. The record is from RefSeq and is a predicted model, not a curated record.